Messenger RNA from Nezara viridula (southern green stink bug), 5638 nucleotides. Lineage: Eukaryota; Metazoa; Arthropoda; Insecta; Hemiptera; Pentatomidae. The record is from the annotation of a GenBank genome assembly.
UCAUAUGAUUGUGAGUUGAUAGAACAUCAUUUUUAAUAUCAUGAUUCAAUAACAACAAUUCUGAAAAUUUAAUAAUUUCGAAAAAUAUAUCGUAAACCCAAAUUAGCGAUCGACAGUACAGUUGAAAUACAUCGGCGAAAGGAGCGGGACAGACUGGAGCUUUGCCUUCCUGACAGUUAACUCACUGGCGCUCUCUUCCCGCUUCACUAAUGAACAAACUUUGGCAAGGAGUAUUGAUAGCAACUUAUCUUUUAAUAAUUAUUUUGAACUGAAACGUUGAUCUAAAUUUCACAAUAUUUGUAAAAAUAUAAUUCUAAAUAGUCUUAUAGUUAAUAGUUUUCCGUCAUUAAUCAUGAUGUUGGCUGUUCUGGGUAUGAAUCAAACAGCUGAUAUCAGUACUCUUUAAAUUAGGUUACCUUCCCAAGUGGAAGUUCGGUUAGAGAUGUUUUAGUUAUUGUUGGGUCUAGUUGAUUAGAUAAACUUAGCAAGACGGGGCAGAAUUGAUAGGUGGUGUUUCUCUUCUAAUGGGUAUAUGCCAUUGUAAAAAUAAAGGAAGAAAUUCUAGAAGAAGAGAGCUUGAUGGAGCAUCACAUAAUGCUGCAGAAGACAGAAGGGACACUGCAUUGGAACAAGAUUGGUGGAAAUCGGUCUCUCCAAAAGAUGUUGAAAUGCUUAUAUUGGACUCACUCAAAGCCAUCAGGUCUUUAGUUGAAAAUGACCAAGAGCCACCGCAAGAGCUUUUUAAACUUCACAAUAUAGCUGAUCAAGAUGAUGGAUGGAUACAGAUAGUAGAUUCGAUGGUUCGUGUAGUUCCUGUGGAAGAUCCUCUUGGCCCAGCUGUGAUAACUCUACUUCUAGACGACUGUCCUCUCCCUAACAAAAAUGCUGUACUUCGACUCUCUUCUAAAUUUAACCUUUCCUCUAAAAAUCGAGUUUCUCGUGGAAUGGACAAUAGGAAACCUAGAAAUAUAUGCAUUGCUCUUGGAGUCUUAGCUGAAAAACUUUCUGGCCCUAGUUCAGUUGCUAUCCUCACAUCUGCCACUCUUGAUUUUCUAAUAGGAAAUCUGGAAGAUGAGAUUGAUCCAGUGGUUACUUUAUUUUCACUGAUUGCAUUGGAGAAAUUCGCUCAAACUAGUGAAAAUAAAGUCACCAUUAAAAGAAGACUUGCUGAAGCAGGGGAUCCUUUGCUCAGACUUGAAGCCAGGCCACCAUCAUCAGACCUUAUCGAAUCUCAAGUAAAGUUCUGUGCAACUUGGGCAUUGGAUAAUCUGUUUUUGGUAGAGGGCAGAAAGUUUUCCUAUGAGACUGUGGAUGUGUUAAACAUAAAUGCUAUGCUUAACACUAAGGAUGUCAGUGAAUAUCUUAAAAUAUCUCCUGAUGGUCUAGAGGCAAGAUGUGAUGCAUAUUCAUUUGAAAGUGUCCGAUGCACAUUUCCUGCAACAGAAGGAGUAUGGUUCUAUGAAGUUCUUCUUCUUACACCUGGUGUGAUGCAAAUUGGCUGGGCCUUAAAGCACAGUAAAUUUCUUAAUCAUGAAGGCUAUGGCAUUGGUGAUGAUGAAUACUCAGUAGCUUAUGAUGGAUGUCGAGAAUUAGUUUGGUUUGCUGCAAGGAGCCAAGAGGUUGGUGGCGGAAGGUGGAAAGCUGGUGAUAUUGUGGGGACUCUUCUUGAUAUUCCAGCCAAAGUUUUGCAUUUUUACUUGAACGGAGUUCAGGUGUUUUCUUCGGAUUUGCUUUUUACUGUGUCUGCGAACAAGUACUUUGCCGGAGCAAGCUUUAUGUCAUUCCAACAAUGUAGGUUCAAUUUUGGAAGUGAUCCAUUCAGGUUUCCUCCUGAUACAGAGUUCAAGUCAUUCAAUGAUUAUGCCAGCCUUUCCCCUCAAGAAAGAAUUGUUCUUCCUAGACAUCUAGAGAUGGAAGCUUUGAGGAACAUGAGUAUACGUGAAGAUUCUUGUGCUAUUUGUUUUGAUUCUCAAGCUGAAACCACCCUUAUUCCUUGUGGUCACAGUGGUUUCUGUCAAACAUGCACUGCCCAACUGUUCGAGUGCCCAAUGUGUCGAGCAAAAAUUGACAGAUUUACAGUUGACCCCACGUGACAUCUCUGGAACAUCCAGUUCACUUUAAACAUCAUUGUAUCUUAUAAAAUUAUAAUUCACACAAUGUUGAUUAUCAUAACAGUAGUUGUUUGAUUUUUUAAUUGUAAAUAGAAAAAUGAAAAAAGGUCAGUCAUAUAAUUAUAAUGCUUUUUCCCAGUUGUUAAACUGUUAAAAACAAAACAAAAAAAUGUCUUCAUUCAUUUUCAUUGCAUAAUCAUUCAGAGUUCUGAAAUUUUCAGAGCAAAACUAUUUGAAAAUCCUACAGUCCUAUGAAGAAUCUUCACCGAACCAGUUAACAAUGUUUACACUAGCUUUCUGAGUCGUUCAGCUCAUUAUGAGAGUUACUUAGUAAAUUUUAUCAUUUAUUUUUUUAAACUGUGGCACCAUUUAUUACUGUGAAUCAUUUAGGUGAUUAUUAUUUGAGGAAAUUUGUUUAUGGUCCUCUUUGUUUUAAUAUGAACUGUAAAUAUAUUCCAUUCUGGACUUGAGUGAUUUACUAGGAAGAUGAAAUUCUUAUUUUUCAGUACAUUUGUUAAAUUUUAUCUGAAUAAAAUAAUCAAGCCUCUUGUACCUGAGUAGUCAGUUGAUACUUAUUGAACCAAAAAGAUAAUAAUUAUUUAACUAUGUUGAAUCUGUUUCAAUUUUGGCAGUCUUUCAUUAUUGACAUAAGUCAUGAAAUGUAAUAUAAUUAUGAUUAAUUUCUUGUUGUUAAUUAGAAUAUGCUGAAGACUUCCAGUUUCAUUAUCUUCCACUGCUAACUAAACAUUUACAUUAAUCUAAUUUAUAUUAAUAAUUCUUUUUACAAUUGUUGAUGUUAUGACUCAUUGUUUUAUUUUUUAGUUAAUGGUUAAUUGAUUAUAAUUUUAUCAAGUGAGUUUAAAAAUUAUUAACAAUUUUACUCUUUCCAAACUUGUUAUUCCUGUUUGCUUUCCUGCUUUACUACAAUAUUGUUUGACAAAACUGCCUUACUAUAAAUUGCAAGUUUGUUUGUAUUGCAAUGUUAUUUAAUGUUAAAAUAUCUAACAUUUAUUAGCCAUUAUCUAAUCCAGUCAUUAAAAGACUAGGUAUUUUAGCUAUAAAACUAUUAAAAUUUUAUUGUACAUUUUCUAAAGAGAAGGCAUUUUAAUGUAUAUAAAUUGAUUGUAUAUCUGUAAAAUAGUCAGAGCAUAUAGUUUUGUAUAUAAGGGUUAGAAUAAAUUUUUGCAAUUUUAGUCAUUUUAAGUUUUCAGUGGGUUAUGAACUGUUAUAUUAAGUAAUUUUUUGGUCUAUAGGAGUAAAAUAAAUAUAUAUUUUAGUAUAUCUAGAAAAUUUUAAAUUUAUAUAUGUAUUGUUAUGGUUUAUUAUUGUAUUUUAGUACUGAAAAAAGUUUUUCUACAUAUAUAAAAGUAUAUAUUGUUAACUAAUGCUUUGUGAUUUGAAGUCAGCAAUUAGUAUUAAAAACUUCAGCAGCAAAACUUGUAUCUUUAUUUGUUUAUAUUAGCUUUAUUGGAGGGAAGGCAUAUACAUUUCUUCUAUAGUUAUGUAAAAAGUUAAUUCUACUUUCUUAUUAGAAAAAAAAAAACGAAAUAAACCAAAUUGUGCUUCCAUUACUGAUUAUGCGGCUUUGAAUAGUUUUUAGAUAAAGACAGUUAUGAAGUGGUUUAAAGGCUAUUUUAGAAUGACAUGCAAAGUUAAUUUUAUUUAUUAAUACAGAGAUUACCAUUCAUUGCUUUAUGUAUGUUCUCCCCUUUUGUUUCAUUAUAUGUUCAUGCUCCACUGAAAAGGUCAGGUAUAAGAAAUUAUGCGUUUACUGUAAGUAGAAUAUUUUGGCUGUUAAAUUGAUAAUUCUAUUUUAUAUGAAGAGCCAUUUCGUUUUCAGUUUUAGUAGGAUUGUUUGGGUUAGUCCUUUUACUUAUAUUUUAUUAAUUAAGAGAUUUGUGUACAAAGCCUUGAAAAUGCUUCAAUUAAGCUGAAGACAAAAAUAGAUGAAAUAAAUGUCUCUCAUAUUGGUGACGUGCAAGUAUCUGAAAUGUUUCAGAAAUUAACUAAGCCUAUUGAAAACAUCAAACAGAAACUGACAGUCUACAAGAAUAGAAUAAGAGGAUGGAUUGAGACAGAGGAAAAGAGGAAGCAAAUAAUGGCUCUUACUACUUUGUAAAAACCUUUCUAUAGAUAAUUAUCUUCCAUGACAAUUAUGAACAGAAUUGGUGAAAACCGUAUGUGUAUAGGAAACCAUACACUGAACUAACAUUCUAUUACUGUAAAUGUAUAUAGAGUACAAAAAAAAUGAUAUAGUUAUCAGUCUGAUGAAAAUACUGAAUUGGAAAGCUACUGAACAAGACAAGUGGGUUAAUUAUUGGUUGAAAAUCUUGUAUUAUAUUCACAUUCAUUUUUUACUUUCAAAAUCUUUUAUAAUAAUAAUAAAAGGCUUAGUGAACCUGAAGGUUCGAUGCCGACACCACCAAUCUCUUAUUACACACCUCCCUCCACCGUUCGCCAUCCAAACCCAGUCCCUUCAGAUCGGCUUUUAUUCAAUCUUCCCACCUUCGCUUCGGUCUACCUCUCGGUCAUUUACCAUUCGGUAAAGCAAAUAUUAACCUUUUAGGAAUUUACUUGAUGUAUUUAUACUAAUACAGUUGUAAAUAUCAUAAUAAAAGUUAAAAGUUAACCUUUUAGGAAUUCUCUCGUUACUAAGCCCAACAAUUUUACAAGCCCAUUUAAUUCGCCGGGAUGAAAUCACCUCAGUUAUAUUACUCGGAUACAGUUCACACAAUUCGGCAUUGUGUAACUGUCUGAACUCUCCGAUUAACUCAUCCUUAUUCGGACCGAAUAUUCUAUGCAAUACUUUGUUUAAAAAACCUUAAGACGCUGUUCAUACCUUAAUGUAAGCGGCCAAGUUUCGCAUUCAUAUAGAACUGUAGGUAAGACAAUAGUUUUAUAGAAUCUAAUUUUUAAGUUCCGGGACAAGAGGCAUUAGCUAAGUAGUUUUGUCAGAGAAAAAUAAAAAGCAUUUCCCACCUUCAGGUUAACCUUAAUCUCUUCUUCAAUUUCGUUUUUUUUAGUUAUCGUAGAACCUAGAUGCCUAAAUUUCUCUACCUGUUCGAACAUAAUACCAUCUAUAUCAAUAUCACCAGUAGUAUCGCCAUUUUUGCAGCUAACCAUAUAUUUUGUUUUAUCCACGUUUAUUUCGAGUCCUAGUUCUUUACUAGCUUUCAUUAACGUUGUCGUAUUUAGUUUUAUAGUUUCCACAUCUUCGCUUAACAGUACCAGAUCAUCAGCAUAGCCCAGCACGGAUGUUGUCCCACCCAGAUCCAACCCUUUUUUGGUACGCAUUACCUCAAUAAUGGCAUGUUCUAAUGCCAAACUGAACAGAUCAGGCGAAAGGGAAUCGCCCUGAUUUUAUUUUCAAAAUCUUUUAGGAAAUAAAGUUGUAAUAUUAAAAGAUUUAUGUAUCAAUCAUACCCACUUGAUACUAAAAAGGGAUUCUUCGAGACCAAUCCUUCACCUGAAAGUAAUAUAUAAACUGUUAACAUCAUUCAUUGCUGAUUAACAAUUAAGUACAAGAG